CGACAGGGACACAGAGCUCAAGGCGUCUGAAUGUCGAUGAACGUGUUUAGCGGUAGACCGCUACCCUGUUGAAGCGAUGUGUUGUUCUCGCAAGCCUCGCCUGACGCGGCGUAGUUCGCGCGUGGUCCCUGAAGUGUUCGCGGAUUGUCCGAGGCCGCUUCAUGACAUGUGAACUCCUAACAAGUUCUCAUAUACUGCAAAUCUUUCCCUCGCGUUCUGCUUAUCCAUCUUCUCCUGAAUUUUUCCCGAUAUGGAAGCCACCAAGAAAGCGACCUCGAAGGCCGCAGAAACCGGAAAAGAGCUAGAACAAAAGGUCGAAGAAAAGUUGAUAUUACUAUGGGACGAACUCUCCCCGUGGCAGCAGGACAAUCACUACAUCCAGUCAGGAUACCGCGCUCAAUCUAAUUCCUACAUCAAGUCCUGGAAGAGCCUGGGAUAUUUGCACAACGAAACCGUCAACAUCUACACACAUCUCGUCGGUGCUUUGAUGGCUGCCGUAUCCUCAAUAGCUCUAUACAGCACACUCGCGCCUCGCUAUGAGACGGCUACGCAAGAGGACGUGUGGGCGUUUGGCUGCUAUUUUGCUGGAGCUAUAGCAUGUCUGGGUAUGAGCGGGACAUAUCAUACGAUACAAAACCACUCCCAUGAAGUCGCUGUAUUCGGCAACAAGCUCGACUACCUGGGCAUUGUGUUCUUGAUCUGGGGCAGUUUCAUACCAGUUAUAUACUACGCGUUUGGCAACGAACCAGAGUUACGAAGAACGUACUGGACCAUGAUCACGACGCUGGCAGCUGGCACUUCUGUUGUAGCGACACACCCCAAGUUCCGCACUCCGGCACUGAGGCCAUUUCGAGCGCUCAUGUUUGUGCUCAUGGGUCUUUCCGCUGUGUUUCCUGUGCUUCACGGCGUUCGACUGUAUGGGAUCGAACAUCUGCGAAAGAGCGUUGGGCUGGAUUGGGUUCUUUUGCAGGGCGCGCUGUACAUUGCUGGCGCCGCUAUCUAUGCUGCGAGGGUACCUGAGAAGUGGAGUCCCGGGAAAUACGACAUCUGGGGCUCAAGUCAUCAGAUCUUCCAUGUAUUGGUUGUUCUGGCAGCAGCAAGCCAUCUGGUAGCUUUGGUUACGGCGUUCGACUACGAACACAGCCACAGGCUGCAGGAAAUGAUAGGAGGCAAGAUUUAGACUUUCUUCUAUGUAUCGUGAGAUUUCGUAUUGCAAUCUGCCCUGAAGGAAGCGAUCGACAAGGAUGUAUUUCCAGAAUGCAGCCGAACGACGCACAGGCCGGGAGAUGA
Molecule: messenger RNA, 1290 nt
Organism: Alternaria alternata
Lineage: Eukaryota; Fungi; Ascomycota; Dothideomycetes; Pleosporales; Pleosporaceae
Product: HlyIII-domain-containing protein
Exons: 2
Coding region: 251-1180 (309 amino acids)
Cellular component (GO): membrane
Molecular function (GO): signaling receptor activity
Source: RefSeq, a predicted model, not a curated record